This is a messenger RNA of Gastrolobium bilobum, 1086 nucleotides long. RefSeq names its product probable calcium-binding protein CML35. The record is from RefSeq and is a predicted model, not a curated record. Gene Ontology annotation, molecular function: calcium ion binding. Lineage: Eukaryota; Viridiplantae; Streptophyta; Magnoliopsida; Fabales; Fabaceae. The transcript has a single exon. The coding region runs from base 198 to 857 and encodes 219 amino acids.
AAUAAUCCCAUAGGAAACUUCGUGGAAGCUCCCUUGGAUGCAGAAAUGGACUCACUGCACCCAUUUAACCCCUUCACCUUCCUCCUUCUUUCUCAUCAAUCCCUUCCUCUUCCUCUUCCUCUUCCUCUUUCUUUUUCUUCUUCUUCUUAUUCUUCUCUCUUAUUCCCUCUUGGUUCGCAUUCUUCUCUUUUUCCACAAUGAAACUCAUCAGCAUCAACCCUAAAAACCUCAAACUCAACCCCAAAAGUCUCUUCCGCUCCAAAAAGGGACGCUCCACCGUCUCCAGAUCCGACCCGUCAUCUUUCGGAUCCGGAUCCUCCUCUGCCUCUUCAUCUGAGGGUUCAACCGGCAAGGCCGUUGUCCGAACCCCCACCAGUGUUCUCCCUGGAGUCUCCGGCGACUGGUCCGACGUCUCCGUCGACGUCCGGUACGAGCUCGCGCAGGCGUUCCGGCUCAUCGACCGGGACAACGACGGCGUCGUUUCCCGUGAGGAGCUGGAGGCGCUGCUGACCCGGCUCGGCGUCGUGCCGCCGAGUCCCGAGGAGGUGGCGAUGAUGCUCAGCGAAGUUGACGGCGACGGACACGGGUGUGUCAGCUUGGAGGCGCUCAUGAACCGGGUCGGGUCUAGUUCUGGGUCGGGAGGGGACCCGGAUGAGCUUAGGGAGGCGUUCGAGGUGUUCGACACGGAUCAGGAUGGGAGGAUCUCGGAGGAAGAGCUGCUGAGAGUGUUUAGGGCCAUCGGCGACGAACGGUGCACGUUAGAGGAGUGCCGGCGCAUGAUAGAAGGUGUUGAUAGGAACGGAGAUGGGUUCGUGUGCUUUGAGGACUUUUCUCGUAUGAUGGAGUUGCAGCGAUGAUUAUGAUUAUGAUUGGGUUGUUGAUGAUGAUGAUAAUGAUAAUCAUGUGAUGAUAAUCAUGAUCAUAUGAGAUAUAAAUAUAUAAAAGGAAAGCAACUUCUUCGAUUAUUUCUUAUGUUUGUUAUUAUUAUUAUUAUUUUGUUUAUGAUUUGGGUGUAUAAUUUUCAAAUGCUAAAGUAGAUCAAAUAAUAAAAUGCGAUCUAAAUUGAAUGGCAUAUCUAAGGAUUGG